UAGUCUGGUGCCAGCUAAUGUUGUAAUGCCUAUACAAACAGAUGAGUGGUUCCAGACGUACAGAUAGGGAGUUUUCGCGGAUUUACGAUUUCGGCGGUGAAUUUCUGACAAUUUUACGGUCAUUUUUCAAGGAACUUCCAAUUGUCAUUGACUGGACUUAGUUUCUUCAGAAUUUCUGAUGACUAGCUAAGAUGGGACGGAUCUUCUUGGAUCACAUGGGAGGCACACGCCUCUUCUCUUGUGCCAACUGCGACAGCAAUCUCACCAACCGGAGGGAGCUCAUCUCAACGCGUUUCACUGGUUCCACUGGCCGGGCGUACCUCUUCAACAAGGUGGUCAACCUGUCGUACAGCGACGUGCAGGACCGCAUGAUGAUCACAGGACGGCACAUGGUUCGCGACGUUUUCUGCAAAAACUGUGACACCAAGCUGGGCUGGAUGUAUGAGUUUGCAACAGAGGACAACCAGCGGUACAAAGAGGGACGCAUUAUCCUGGAGAGAGCGCUCAUCAUCGAAAGUGACGGCUUUGAGGAACGCGGUGUUGAUGGGAAUAACUAGAUUUCAAAAUGAUUUACUUUAAUAUCUGUGCACAGCUAAGGUUAAAGCGUCACAGAGCCAGCAGAAUAUCGUACAGAUUUACCUCAUCUCCUUACCUCUACAUCUCAUUCUGUGACAUGUCAAAUAGAAAGUCAUCAUUUUAUUCCAGUUGGUAAAAGAAUUACCAACAUCUGCCUGUAUACUGUACUGUUUUAAACAGAGCUGAGCAAAAAGCGCUCUCAGAAUUAUUCAGAUUUUUUUCCCAAAAUGUCAAACAUUAGUCUGAGCUCAACAAUGCGGCACGUCUGAUUUUUUCCUUGUGAGGAUGUGAAAUUUGUUGUUCUGUCUGCAGCUACCUGUAGGCAUUGCAGUGUCAAGUCUGUAAAAAACUUGACAUUUUUCCAAAAUUUUAGCCGGCGAUGAACAGUUCCACAGAAGAACAGAUGCGUACAAAUCAGCCAGUUUGGUAUUUCAAAAAGGCAAGGUCAAAGAAAACGUGAUGUCGUGCCAGGCGCAUCAUAUGGCUUGAUGAACGGCCAUGCUGAUAGGACCCCCCUUCCUGCAUGGAUAUCAAUGUUCUUGAAUGUUGACCUACAUGUACGGCACUCUUCAUUUGGAGCAUGCACUGUUGGAAUAUCAAACAGGCUCAUUGUGCCCUGUUGUAUACUCUAUAGUAGUAAAACAUAGCAUCCUUUCAGGGAGCUAUUUCAUAUUAAGUAUGUGCUCAGGCCCCAAAACUCUUGUGCUUUGACUUCCCAACGUAUCGCUUUGAUGGUGCAACCCUCAUAUUUUUGGGGGGGGGAGGGAAGGGAGGAAGGAGAGGAUUGUGCAAAUUAAGAGCAAUUUCAUGAAAUUUACGCACUAGAUCUAAGACUUACGCAACAAAUUAUGGCAUAACUGACGCUGUCAUUUUAGGUGGUGUAAGUUGCCCAAACGAAGCAAAAAUGAACCAUUUGACUAGCUUAUCUUUUUUGGUUAAGCCUCAUCAUUGCUGAACUUAAUGAGGCUUAUAUGAGAAAUGUACAACUUUGUUGUAGAAGUUAAUGAAAAACUUGUUUGGCUGUGAGAGAACAGCAAGAUUUUCUGUCCAGUUCCAAUGAAGAAAAGACAAAAACUUUUUCAAAAUGUCAGGUGGAGGUGAUUAAAUGACUGUUUGAUGACUAUUGUUAUAUUGGAAAUGAACAGCUGUCUUUUGUUCUCGUCCAAGAAAUGAAAUAUUAUUGAACAUGGCACAGCUAUGCAACUUUUGUGAAAUCGAACAUAAGUAUUUUGCAUAGCUAUGGCAAAGAUUUGUGGCGCAAGGCUUACACAUGGUUCAAACUUAAGACAUGUUUCAGGAAAUCAGCUGCAGGAAUAUCCCAUGGCAUUUUAAUGACCUCAGUUGGUAACCUGAGUUUGAUCAUCUCUGCUGACUAAAAUGUCCAUUCUUACUACUAGCUCCAAGAAAUCGUCCCCAGUUGCAGAUGAAAUACAUAUACUUUAUCAUAACUUCAAAAAAUUAAACACAUUAAAUUCUCUUUCUCACAAUUCAUGUCCACUGGUUCAUGUACAAAAAUGAAGUGGUUUUUGAAAAAGUUGCAACAGAGAAUGCUGAAAUGUUAAAGUACAUGUACGUAGCCAGUAGUACAUGAUCAGCAAAGUUAAACCAACUGGAACAUUUGAUCCUAACCCCUGUCGGUGAAUCAUAUACAUGUAUGUAAAAUCAAACUGAAAUUGGGACAUUAAAAAGUAUUAGGUUGAUGGAAACCUGAUGUUAUUACCAUAAUGAGUGCCAGUUCAAGAGCCAUAUCUUCAAACUGUAAAUAUACUGUAAAUAUUUUCGAAAAAUGCAAAAGCAUAUGUGAGGCAUUGUAUUUUAUGGCAGGGGUUGGCAUUCGAUGGAUACUUACAGAAAAAGAGUUGCAAAAAGGAUUUGCUCCUUCAUGUAGAUCUAUUUUAGAGGAAUUUCAAAUUUUUGUACAUGUAGGAUUAUUUGGGUUUUGGUUUUCUUUGUUCACAAUGUAAAUGUGAAGCCAUACAUGUUUGUUUAGGGGUAAAUUGUUCUUCAAUCAGGAAAAACCUGAUUAUCCUGUCCCUUUGCAAUUUGCUGGGAAUAUUCCUGAAGCCAUCAAAAUGCUACAAAACAGUGGUGUGAGUUUGAUGGAUCAGUGGGCUUGAGUGAAGUUAUGAUAUCAGCUCCCAUGAAAAGCAAAGGUGGGUAGCUUGUGUUGUCUGAAUCAUACAAAAUCUUUGAUUGGAUUUUGAUGGAUUCAGGCUUGUAGGGCUUAUCAUAUUUUUUGUGGCACAAUUUAUCAAUAUCUCCAUCAGCCGAUUGUGGACGUUGUCAAUCUAAUUCACAGUCAUAGAAGUUUGUUUUGUGGGAAAAGUCAUAAAGGAUUGUAUUUUGGAAGAUUUUGAAAAGGUCGAGAGGUAAAGUCUGAGACUCCCAACAGGAUGAACCAAUUGGCUACACAGGACUGAUUGAUAGCACAGGACAGAUCAACAAAUUCCAAACAAAGGCUUUCUCCAGGCCUCAGUUGAUUUCAUACUUGGACUUGGAUUUUAUAAUACCACUACAAGGUCCAAUGGUGUAUGUAAAUGCACCCAAUGGAUUAAGCGCAGUUUUUCUGCAUAAACAUGGACAUCUGUACAUGAAGUGCCCUUACAGUAUGGUGUAACUAUAUUGUUUCUCCCCGGUUUUGACAUCUCUACCGGGUUCAAUAGAUGUCAAGUUACACAUUACUUGAAAGUACAUGUAUUCAAUGCUGUGUUAUUUCUGCUCAAGUUCAUUGACCUCACACCACAUAACUACAGAAAUGAACUGACAGAACUUUACAUGUAUUUCCACAUCACUGCAGAAAAAGUGAAACAGAAACAAAAGCUUGAGCACAUAUUGUACGUUGUUCAGGCUGCUCAUAUUCGUAUGUAUGUAGUUGACAAUAGUACAUGACGUGUUGCUGAAUGUACCACCAAUGAGCAA
This is a messenger RNA of Acanthaster planci (crown-of-thorns starfish), 3495 nucleotides long. RefSeq names its product protein yippee-like 5 pseudogene. NCBI's taxonomy places the organism in Eukaryota, Metazoa, Echinodermata, Asteroidea, Valvatida, Acanthasteridae. The record is from RefSeq and is a predicted model, not a curated record.